UUACGUCUCGUACGUAACAGGAAGGCCGUAGCGGUUGGUUUUUGCUGAGUGUUGGCCUCGCCGUGCUGGGAGUGUGAGCUGCGCGUGUUACCGGCCACAACCGCAAAAUGGCGUCCGUGACAGAGAGGAAGCGACUGAGCGAGCUGCGCGUUAUCGACCUGCGGUCCGAGCUGAAACGGAGAGACCUGGACAGCACGGGGGUGAAGAACAUCCUCAUGCAGCGGCUGAAACAGGCAAUUGAGGAAGAAGGAGGUGAUCCUGAGAAUAUUGAAAUCACUGUCAAUGCUGAUACACCUUCAAAGAAACUAUCGAAAAGUAAAGGUAAAAAACAAGAUGCGGAUGAGUCUGGUUGUGAAGCUUCUGUGGAGGAAGAUUAUGUAAAGGAUAGUGAGCUGGAAUCUCAAGAUGUCAGUGAUCAAGACUGUAAUGAUGAUGAAGUAAUGGAGGAAAAUGAGGAAGGUUCUAGGUGUGUGAAAGUUCAGUCAACCGAGAAGAGUCGGUCUAAGUGGACAUCUAAAACUCAGGACUCUGAGAAAGAAACUGUUCUCCAGGAAAAUGACACUCAAGAAACACAUGCUGAUAAUGAUGACGUUGUAACACCAGAGGAGACCUCAGAGGAUGAAAUCAAAGAUGUAACAGGUUCUGGUGAUGGUACACAAGAAGUAUCUAAACCUCUUCAUUCAGAAGAGGACGGAUCUGGUCUGGCAGUAAAAGAAGAAAUGGAUGCUAACACAUCCCUGAAAGAAGCUGAUGACGAUAACGUAUCUGUCACAAUCCAGGCUGAAGAUGCGAUCACGAUAGAUUGUGAUGGGGAUGACCUCCUAGAAACAGGUAAAAAUGUGAAACUUGCAGAUUCUGAGGCAAGUAAGACAAAAGAUGGGCAAGAGAUGCACGACUCCAAGGAUGGCCUGGAAGAACAAAAAGACGUGAGAUCCGACAACCAUAAAGAUGACAAGAAGGAUGAGAGCGCAAAGGCAGAUGGAGUUAAGAAAGAAGCUAGAGAUGGCUCAAAGAAAGCUGAAUCUGGAGAUAAAGACAAGGAUUCUCAGAAGAAAGGGCCUUCCGCUACAGGGGCCUCUGGUCAAGCAAAGAGUUCUUCGAAGGACACAAAAGACAACAAGACCUCGUUGAAAGAUGAUAAAGGAAGUGCAAGUAGCAGCUCUACAAGAAAUCUAUGGGUCAGUGGGCUAUCUGCUAACACAAAAGCAGCUGAUCUGAAGAAUCUCUUUGGAAAGUAUGGAAAGGUUCUUAGUGCAAAGGUAGUUACUAAUGCACGAAGUCCAGGAGCUAAAUGCUAUGGGAUUGUAACUAUGUUAUCAAGUGGUGAGGUAUCUAGAUGCAUAGCUCACCUUCAUCGCACAGAGUUGCACGGUCAGCAGAUAUCUGUGGAGAAGGUAAAAAGUGACCCUUCAAAAAGAGAUGUAAAGAAAGAAGGUGACGAAAAAUCUGGAUCUGGCCGAACACCUGGAGAGAGAAAAUCCUCUGGAGGUGAUAAGAGCAAGACACAAAGUUCUGCUAAAAAAGAAGAUAAAAAAUUGGAUAAGCCAGAAAAAAGAGACGGCAAAGAUUCCAAGAAAGAUGUCAAAGAAGGCAACGAGACUGGAACCAAUAAAGAAACGCCUAAAAAGAAUGAAGAGCGAAAACGUACAAGUGGUAAGGGUCCUGGACAAAUGGUGGUUAUUGACCAAACAAAAGGAGAUCAGUUUGCUGGAAGGCCACCCAUGAGAAGAGGAAGAUUUGAUAACAAAAUGGCAAAUAGGGAUAGAUUUUUUCAAAACAAGAUGAAAUUCAGAGACUUCAGGGGCAAGAAAGAUAUCAUGACAUUUGAAAAAAUGAAGGCUCAAAGACUCAGAGAGAACGUUGAACGUCUUGAAAGAUUACAGCGGUACCAUAGAGCAGUGGAGCUGCGCAGGCGCAGGGAGUUGGCUGAGCGCGAACGCCGUGAGAGAGAGCGUGUGCGAAUGAUGCGUGAAAGAGAGGAACUUGACCGCUUACAGAGAGAGAGAGAGCGUCUAGAGAUAGAGAGACAGAAACUGGAGAGGGAAAGGAUGGAACGAGAGCGCCUGGAGCGUGAAAGGAUCCGCAUUGAGCAGGAACGCCGCAAAGAAGCAGAGCGCAUUGCCAGAGAACGAGAAGAAUUGCGUAGGCAACAAGAACAUCUUCGCUUUGAACAAGAGAAGAGAAACUCGUUGAAGCGGCCACGGGAUGUUGAUCACCGGCGAGAUGAUCCUUUCUGGAGUGAGAGCAAAAAAAUGACAAUGGACACAGAUUCCCGCUUCAGUCAUGGGUCUGAUUACAACAGACCACAGAACAGAUUCAAUGACUUUGAUCAUAGGGACAGAAAUCGGUACCCUGAGGGUUCAUCGGUAUCUACUUUUGAAAGACGUGAUCGCUUUGUCAAUCAAGGUGAUGCUAAAAAAGGCAGAACUGCUCCUCUGGACAGCUUUAACAAGAACUUCAGUGAUUCUAGAAGAAAUGAAGCUGUACAGCCCAGAAAUGAACCGCGAGACACAGACAGGAGGGACCGUGACGAAAGAAGAACAGUAGGGAUUGAAAGAACCGGCUCAAAUCGAAAUGAAGCCCAAGCCCAAGGUCAUGACAGAGGGAGAAUUGGCACUGCAGACAUCCCACAUGGUCGGAAUCCGAGAGAUUCUGGAGCCAAUCCAGCACGACCGAGCAACUGGAAGGCUGAAGCAGCAAUAUCUGCAGAUAAGCGCGAACCACGAGUCGAAAGGGCUGAUAGACCUGGACGAGAUGGCACUGGACCAUCUUCUAGAGGUCGUGGAGGUAAAUCUGGCUUCACAGGCAGAGAUGGAGAUCGAUCCGUUAUUGUUGGCGACAGAGGAAGUGGACCGCAUUUUAAUGAAGCAAGACAUGUUGUUGUGGAUCGCCAGGCACGAGAUGGAGUUCCAAGAAAAGACUGGCACGGUCCAAGUUCUCGUGGGAGUGGAUAUGAUAGACGAUUACCAGAAGGCCGCAGUGGAGGCAUGAUGGCUUCACAUUCCAGCAAUGCACCAAUCAGAGUUGUGCAGAUUCCCGGGGGAUCCAUGCAAAGAGGCGGUGGCUCAGGAUUCAAGUCAUUUAAGGGAGCACCUCCAAGAAGAUUUUGAGUCUUCUACUACUUGUUAAUGCGAAUGUAUUAAUUUCUUGUAAACUGUACUAAAUCCACCAGGACUAUUCCUUUUUUUUUUUUCAUUGACUGCCAUGGUCAGUGCAUAUAGCAUUUUUUUUUUUUUAAGCCAUUUUAAUUGUAUGUUCUACAGUAGAAGGAUUUUAAUGGUCGAAUUGAGUUAUCACAACUUCUUGACUCUUGCUCUGUUGGACAUCUUGUCACCAAAACACUUGGAUCUAUCUGGCCUAAAAUAAGCUGUUUUGCAGUUUAAUGUUGUUGGCCAUUGUGAAACAGUUGAAAUAAUGUUAAAUAGAAAUUAGACACCACAACUUGUGUUUUUUUCAAGUUCUAGAAUAGUCUUUUAACUCCUUUUGCAGUUUAAAUAAUGUGAAUUGCCUUCAAUUCUGUAGAUUCCUGCAUAUUUCUCCCCCCCUCAGUUUCUGGUAGGUAAUGUUACAAUGUGCUCCUUAUUUGUGAAUCCUGGCCAAUUUUGUUUUCUUAUUGAUGUCCUGUAUAAUUUUUAGGUGGUUUAAGUAAAUAAAAAAGUUUCACUUUUA
Messenger RNA from Pelobates fuscus (common spadefoot toad), 3669 nucleotides. It is a transcript of the gene SLTM, whose product is annotated as SAFB like transcription modulator. The record is from RefSeq and is a predicted model, not a curated record. The coding region runs from base 108 to 3110 and encodes 1000 amino acids. Gene Ontology annotation, biological process: regulation of mRNA processing; regulation of transcription by RNA polymerase II. Gene Ontology annotation, molecular function: RNA binding; sequence-specific DNA binding. The transcript is spliced from 21 exons. NCBI's taxonomy places the organism in Eukaryota, Metazoa, Chordata, Amphibia, Anura, Pelobatidae. Gene Ontology annotation, cellular component: nucleus.